AUGGAUGAGAGGCCCGAAUCGCGCGACAAAGCCAAUGAACACAUCGAGCAAAUUCGGAGAAGUCGAGGAUUCGAGAAUGCAGGAGAGCAAGAUAUCUCAAUCGCUAAUCGGGAGGACCUCGAGGCGUCUAUUUCCAUCCUCGCCGAAGGGCUCUACGAAAAGUCAACACACUUCUUGUUGGAAUUGAUACAAAAUGCUGAUGACUGUUCUUACACCACACCGACACCCCGCAUGUUGAUCAACUACUGGAAUGGACGUCUCCGCUUGGACUACAACGAGGUGGGAUUUACCAGACGCGACGUUGAGGCACUCUGCAGAGUUGGUCGGAGCACAAAGUCCAGCUCCGGAAGCCAAAUUGGUGAAAAGGGAAUCGGUUUCAAGUCCGUUUUCAAAAUCGCCGAUGUUGUUUCGAUAGUCUCUGGCUGCUACUCCUUCAAGUUCGACAGGACGAAAACAAACCUUGGCAUGAUCACUCCCGAGUGCGACACUUUUCCGGUCGAGCCACUCCCUGGCUUUACCUCAGUACUAUUAGAACUGCGUGACAGCGGUGGCCAGACGGAGUUGGUCGACGAAAUGAGAUCAAUGGACCCGAGAUGCCUAAUGUUUCUAAGAAAUUUGAAGGAAAUCCACAUUGCUGCCUCGCCUCUGGAUGAGCCCAAAUGGGAAACCACUCUAGGCCGCAGCGACGAUCAAGCUCGGCAAGCUACGACCUUGAGCUACGGUGAUAAGUCUAUGACUUACUUGGUCCGUCGUCAUAUUGUCACUCCAUUGCCGUAUGAGCAGAAACGCCGCGGCCGCGACGAGUCUGCUAUCCUGCUGGCAUUUCCGUACAUCGAUGCCCAAGAGACCAAGCUUGAGCCGCAGCAAGUCUAUGCAUUUCUUCCGAUACGCGAUUAUGGGUUCAAGUUUCUCAUCCACGCCGACUUUCUGCUCAUCGCCAAUCGUGGAGACAUCGACAGCUCGUCCCAAUGGAACACCGCACUCCGGGAAGCAAUGCUGGCUGCUUUCUUGGGAGAUGUUCAGUAUCUCCAGGGCACGGCAUUUCGCUACACCUGGCCUAGAUACCUGCCAGAUUAUUCGUAUAGGUUUGACUUCUUCAGAAACUUCCGCACCAGAUUGGCUGAGGAACUUCCUGAAAAGCCCAUUCUGGAGUCGGAAGACGGUAAGCUGAGGUCACCCAACACUGUCAGAUAUGUGCCAAAACAAUUUCGAGAUGAGAGCAAUAUCCCUUUGAUUUUAAAUGACACAACAAAAUCGAAAUACUUGUCCCACGAGUACUCGGAUUCUGACAGCAAGCGGCUGACGGAUAUUGGAGUCACCACACUAUCCGACAAAGAGUUCCUUGACGACCUCGGAGUCUUUCUCCGAGACUACAAAGCUCUCAUGCCGGAAUCGUGGCAUUCCAAUAUAGCAAGAGCCCUUUUGCCACUGAUCUCAUCUUUCGAACUGGAAAUAUCUGAACUUUACCUUAUUCCGUUGACCAACGGUCGCCGGGUGGCAGCAUCCUCCGGCAACAUAUUCUUUCCACGGCCCAACCCAGAUUAUUUUAUCCCACUAGGUAUUGAGGUGUUUGAGGUGCAUCUAGAUAUUGCAAAGAAUCCCGAUUGUAAACGACUCUAUAAAAACCUCGGGGUCAAGCAGUUUUCCAACCCUGUGGUCCAGAAACUGAUCUUGAAGAAGCACUCGAACAACUUACCGGAGCUCAAUCCACCUCCAUCCGAGUUGCUAUCUCAGGCGCGCUUUCUCUUCAGAUCAGGGUGGAAGAAACCCAUCGACGACGUUCAGUUUUGGGUAGUCAAGACAAAUGGCGCACUAUGCCGUUCGCAUGAGGUAUAUCUUGAUACAGACGAGCAAUUCUCUGCAUCUCGAUAUCUGGAAAGAGACACCCAGUUGUUUCCUUUCUUACACAGCUGCUACGAUAAAGAUGUCGCGUCAGAAGAACUCCCAUUGUGGAGAACUUGGUUGCACACACAACUUGGCCUCUGGAAGAUCCCCCGUCUUGUCAAGAUUUCAGGUAACACUUCCGACCCAGAGCUGUCAGAGGACUUUCGCUAUAUACUCAAGAGGCGUAGUUCCCAGCAAUUUUUGAUGCUCCUCAAGGAGAAUUGGUUCGUAUACUCUCGGUCUAUUUUCGAAACUUGGCCCACGGGUCUGCGGUCUCAGUUGGCAUCGGUGUCUGUUCACUGUCGUGAUGGCAGUCGGCAUCCUUUGGAAGCAACGUCUACAGGCUACUUCAUACCAGAGGAUUGUCGCUCGGAAUAUUCAGUCCUCCCACCAAUACUCGACAUUCCCAAUCCGAAAGACCCUGGUUGGACUUUUCUAAAAGUGUUUGGUGUUACUGUAAACGGUGAUCUUAACACUUAUCUUGGUAUCUUGGGGCAUAUUCAAGGUCGUGAGGUCUCGGUUCGCUUCGUUCGCUGGCUAUAUGACCGAAUUCAGGGUCAAUGUGAAGAUAAUCCUGCCCUGGUGUGUAACGAAUUUCUGCAGAAAAAUCUCAUCUACAUACCGAGCUCCUCACCCAGCGACCCUCCAAAUUGGGUCACACUGAACAGAUGCGUGUGGUCAGGCCCCAAGUGUUUAACGCAGUUCUACAAACUCAGCGAAAUUCAUCCAGAUCACAGAAUACUCUUUGUGAAACACCUCAAAGUCAAGGAUGCUGGGCUCGAGACUUUGGUAUUGGAAUCCAAAGCAAUUACACCGGCUACACGUCUGUCUCACAUCGCUAGCGUUUUCAAAGAGCUUGAUAAGAUUAUGCCGGAUCCGAUAUCGAUGGAGGACACAAAGACACUACAAGGCCUUCUCACUCUAAGUAUCUUCCCGCUUGAUGAAGGAGGUGAUUCCAAUGAGGGCUUCGACGAGCUUUCCUCCGCUACCACCGGAUCUCAAUGGUACAUCGCCGACCGACCACACCUUCGGCAGUGCUUUCAUGGCAUCGUGUCUUUGCUCGCUUUCACGGUGGAAGACGUACACGCGAUCAAGCGACUGAUGGCUAUACUGGGGCUAGAACGUAGGUCACUGUCCAAGGUCGCAAAAGAGCGCCACAGAAUCGAUGGAGGCAAGGCACGGGGCAAAGAGAUCGAUAUGCUGUUUCAAGAAAAAGCCAGAUUUUUUGAGCGCCUGAUGCCUGAACAUGUACCAAACAAGCAACAAACUUUGGACCAACUGAAAAAGGUGAAAAUUUGGCACGCGGAUAAGAUCCUCACAGGAUGGGACGUUGAGACAACCAACCUUACCUCAGACUUGACCCGUCAAGAAAGCCUGUUCCGCGAUGACGGUCUACAAGCGCUGCUCAUGCCUCAAAGAGGCACAGAUCCGCCGAGGAUAUAUCUGCGAGAUGACUACAGUUUAUCAUGCCCUCCACUAGAGCUAGCAGAGCAACUAGCUGCCUUCUGCGGUAUUCCGGAAUGCGUGGCACUGAUACUCUUUAUUUUGGGACAAUCGAGCUCUCUCAUCAUCGAGGCUACUCUCGACCGCCGAGACAUUCCAAAGACAAGAGACAAGAAACUCCGGCAAGAUGAAGCUGCGCCACCUCCGGCUACACAAAAUGGAAGCAAUGAAGAGAGAGACGCGAUGACCAAAGAGAGCUCUGCAACUGCUGAAGAACCUCAAGCCCCGGGAAGCCCUCGGACGAUUCAGGAAACUUGGAUUGGGCCCGAUGAAGAACAGCAGGAAUACGAGGAGCCAGCCUUGAAAAGGAUCAUUGACGAUGAGGCCCAAAUUGACAUUAACCAUUUGACAUCCCAGAGUCAGAGUGAAGGUCUUCUGGAUUUCAACUCUACCGACAAUCAAACUUUCAACAAACAACAAAGGAGACCAGAAUCUCCACACAGGGCAUCAUCAAAUAAUGAACAGAUCAUAUCUAAAAAAGAAAGCUCGUCGAGUCGGCCUAACUAUGUUCCUCUUGAUGAUGCUCCACGAAUAAGAGAAUAUAUCAGGGUUCAAGGAGAGUCUUCGAGGCGGAAACGCAUAGCGAUGGCUAGCGCUGAUUCUCAUGGCAUUGAAACUUUGGAACGUCCAAGAAUUGUUGGCCACCCUAACUAUAUCCACGUCAAAGACUGUCGGGAACUCCCUCGUGAAAAUUUCUCAGAUCAAGCACCAGACGGGAAGAUACUUCCUGGCCGGGCGCAAAUUUCCCGGUCAGGAGAAUGCACCCUCUUUCUUGCCCUGGAGCCAGCAUACAAGAUCGAUACUUACACCGAAUUUCUUGGAGAGCUUUACGUAUCUCAGCUCUUCGAGAAGUAUCUUGGAGGAAGAUAUGAUCCAGAUAGUCAAUGGACUAGUCCAUACCGCCGCGAGGCAGAAUAUAAAUCUCUGCGGGCAGAGACGCAGUCUAUAGCUACAUUCACAUUUUCCGACGGAGCAGCAAUGACAGAAUUCCUCAUACAGUCCGGUUCUGGAUGGAGGAGGAAUGGAGACUACCCGUGUUACCACAUUUUGGUGAAGACUACAAACGGCGGGCAAGAGUCGCUAUUUACGAUGAGCACAGAGGAGAUGGAAAUGAUCCGAAGGUAUCGGUUGUCGCCUGGGGGCAAACACCAGUCCCAAGUCAUCAUCCUUGCGAGGGUUUUCGACAUGCAGUCAACCGCUAGCGCGUCAUUCUUCAUAGAUCCAUGGCACCUGUACACCGCAGGUGGGCUACAGAUACGGCCGCAAGACGACUUCUACAUUGCCAACACUCACGUUGCUUCACCUCAUCUCUUAUUCAAACAUUUCGAAAUGGAACUCUCCACUCCUUCAUUAAGAGACUCUGUUCAUUUCCUCACAUCCUACAUCCGGGAUUCAGGCGAGCUGUGGGCUCGAAGAAUGCUCCAACACGACGAACGGAAGUACAGAUACAAACCUCUUGAGUGUGAAUCCCUCAUACGCUUGUUGAGGCUUCACCCGGGACGCGGCCGAGAAGAACUGAGAGGAGAAUUGAUAUGUGUUUCCCUCGAGCCCUACAAGCGAAAAUACCCCUUUACGGCCUUAUCCUAUGUCUGGGGGAACGGCCUGAAACCGUAUGUUCUCGGCAUCGGAGAUUACGCUCUACGGAUUACUGCUUCAUUAUACUUCGCACUGAAACGGGUGCGAGAAGAAAAACAGUCGAUCCUCAUUUGGGCAGAUGCUAUCUGUAUCGAUCAGGCCAAUGAUGUAGAGAAAGGUCACCAAGUGCGCUUGAUGUCAAAAAUAUACAAGUCCGCGCUCCGCGUGUGCGCGUGGCUGGGGAAUGAAGGAGAUCAGAGCAAUUCUGCGAUAAAUUGGCUCUGCAAAAUCAGAAAGGCUUCCGAAUCCUCGAAGCAAGCUGCUACGGUAAGGCUACCCUCGGCGGACAACCCGGUAUGGGACAUUAUCAAGAAGUUUUUUGAACGCGAUUGGUUUCAUCGAGUCUGGAUUGUCCAAGAGCUUGUUCUUGCGCCGCAUAUCAUCUUGCUAUGCGGUAAUCGAACCUUUGAGUGGGAUGAUCUUUAUGUCCCAGCCACUUUAUGCUCAAGACAAGCAGAAAAGUCAACCGCCGCUCUGAUGACAUCGGUUUCUAAGACCAUGGCGCCUGUGCUGAGUCUGGGGGGACUGAGACGUGCAUAUCGCAGCCAGCUUGCCAAUUCCACUGCCCAGCGAGAGCUACUCACACUAUUCAAAGACUUUGAGCACACUCGAUCCUCACGCCGGCGAGACAAGCUCUUUGCCUUUCUCGGGUUGGCGUGCGACGUCGGUGAUCCUAGCUUCGAUCCAGACUAUGCGGCACCGCUUGAAACGGUCGUGUGCAAAUAUGCGGAGGCCUUUGUCCGACGUGGGAAAGGAAUGGAGCUUUUAUACCAUGCAGGGGCCAGCGGCUUGGAAGACGAUGCUCGUUUCCCUUCGUGGGUGCCGAACUGGGUGACAACAACCUAUCCGAAGACGAUCACCACUUGGACAAGCAAAUCCGGAAUUUUCAGCGCGUGUUCUCAUGAAAAGGAUUCGAUCAGGAUUUCACCACGAAAUAGUUCUAUAUUAACUGCCACCGCUUACGAUAUCGAUCUAAUCGCCAAGGUAGGCCAGAUCUCGUUUACGGCGGGAGACCGAACGCGAUGGUUGAAAGAGGUUUUCAGUUACAUCGAGCCUAUCAGUACAUAUCCUACCGAAGACAAUCCCAAAGACCUCGUCUGGAAAGUCCUCGUCGGGGAUGCCCUGGGUCCUCCAUCUGGGAGUUGGAACAUGGUCGAUUUCCGUGCCUCUUACGAGGCUUUCGCCGAAUACCUGCAGAUGGACGCCGACCCUGGUGACUGGAACGUCGAGGCAGCCAAGAUGCGCGCCGUCGCGAAACUGAAGCAGUUUUUGUUCCGACCCCAGGAAUUGAGGAAGUUGAUGUGGCCUUUUGUUCUCACCGCAGAGGAAUUUGCGCAACGGUUCGUCGAUGCCAAGGUGUGUAUCACUGAGCACGGCUAUGUUGGAAUUGUCCCUGGAGCAGCGCGCGUAGGUAGUCGGGUCAUCCUGCUCGCCGGCAGCGCAGUUCCCUUUGUUAUGGACGAGAUCAAGGGAAACAAAAGGAACCCCCCUUGCUACCGGCAUCUCGGUGAGUGCUACAUUCACGGAAUCAUGCACGGCGCCACGAAUCAGCAAUCUGGUUUGUUUCGAAAGCCCCUCCGGGAUAUCAUCCUUUGCUAA
Molecule: messenger RNA, 6621 nt
Organism: Fonsecaea pedrosoi CBS 271.37
Lineage: Eukaryota; Fungi; Ascomycota; Eurotiomycetes; Chaetothyriales; Herpotrichiellaceae
Exons: 7
Coding region: 1-6621 (2206 amino acids)
Source: RefSeq, a predicted model, not a curated record